Messenger RNA from Naegleria gruberi, 1008 nucleotides. RefSeq lists its product as uncharacterized. NCBI's taxonomy places the organism in Eukaryota, Heterolobosea, Eutetramitea, Acrasida, Naegleriidae. Bases 1 to 1008 code for a protein of 335 amino acids. The record is from RefSeq and is a predicted model, not a curated record. The transcript has 2 exons.
AUGGCACUAUUGCAAUCAUUAUCCACACCACCAGUAUUGUUAUCGCUUGGUGUCGUGGGUGCUUCUGCAGUUUAUUGGGGUAGAAAAUUCUUCCUUGGUACUUACUGCCCCGAUCACUUAAAACAAGGAAACUUGAAAGGACAAGUUGUGCUAGUGACUGGAGCUAGUAAAGGAGGGAUUGGAUAUGAAACUGUCAAGGCAUUGUAUUUAAUGGGAGCUACUGUUGUGAUGGCCGUCAGAGAUGUUUCCAGAAGUGAAAAAGAAAAGAAAGAAUUAGAAAUUGAAAGUGAAAGUUCAACAGUCAAAGGUCAAUUAAUUGUAAUGAAAGUUGAACUAGAUGAUUUGGAAUCUGUGAGAGAAUUUUCAAAAGAAUUCCUAUCCAAAUUCGAUAGAUUAGAUAUUCUAGUCAAUAAUGCAGGAAUUGGUGGAAUGACAGGUAUUUCCAAACAAGGAAUUGAAAUUGCAUUUUCAGUGAACCAUCUCUCUCACUUUUUAAUAGUUCAUUAUUUGAGACAACUCAUUAUUGAUACCAGUAUUAAAUAUUCAAAGGAAUGCAAGAUUAUUAAUGUGAGCAGUAUGGCACAUGCUUAUGCCAAGAGUUUGAAGUUUACAAAAGAUGAAAUUUCAAUGAGUGAUACUUCAGUGAAUGCUUAUGGACAAUCAAAGCUUUGUAAUGUUUUGUUUACAAAGUCAUUGGCUAGACAGUUGGAAAAUACUAAAAUUGGAUGCUAUUGUCUUCAUCCAGGUGCUGUGAAUACCAAUGUGUUUAGACAUUUACCAUAUUAUGUUUCACUUGUGUUGAAUGGAUUGAAAUGGUACUUUUUCAAAACACCUGAAAGUGGAGCCCAAACUCAAAUCUAUCUUGCUUUGGAAAAGAUGGAAAAACUCUCAUCUGGAUCUUAUUAUGAUGAUUGUAAGAAAGCAAAUGAAUAUGAAUUAUCAAAGAGUGUUGAACUUCAAGAUCAAUUGUGGAAUUUGAGUGAAGAAUUGAUCAAGGAUUUUAUUUAA